AUGGACCCUCGAAUUACUCUUCUCUCUUCUUGCCCUACUAAGGGCUUCCUUCUCAGGGCGCCGAAUCAAGACUUAUCGAUCCUAGAAGAGUUGUGUGGAGUUCGAUGGCCGUGCAAAUCUUGUCAGCAGGACUUCGUUAAUAGCAUCUGCCCCGAAGGUUACGAGAGGUCUGGUGAUGUAUGUUUGGCUUCCGACGUUCUUCCUGCCAGCGCACCGACGGCCUUGGAGAUCGAAGAAUGGGACCCACAGGACCGGCAAGAGUGGUCAAAUGCGACUGGGAUUCCCUGGCCCUGUUUGGAUAGUAAGAGCUGCAAGAGAGAUUACAGCAACCCAUGUCCGAAAGGGUUUAUACCCUUGUCUGUCAAGAAGAGCUUCUCCGAACAUGGAUCAAUCUCACCAACGGGAGGGACGGCGACGGAGGAGACGAAUACAUUGACCGAGGAGACGAAUACAUUGACCGAAGAUACAUCGAUCGAAGAUACGGCGACCGAGGCAGCUCCUGCUGUGCCUGCAAGUCCUGCCGCCCCGGCCUUUUGUAUGUCUGCGCACUACAAGGGGAUUUGCUCUUCAUACUUUCCUUCUGACGGUUUAGUUAUGAAAGAGUUAUCUCGGAUAUACCAUGAGAUGUUUAACAAGAAAUUGGCAACAGAGGAUAUCACAAUAUGGGUCGUACCCAAAACUAUUGAAGCGAAGUUGAGAAUGACAGCUCUUUGUGGUGUGGCCUGGGGUUGUCAUAGUGACUGCACUCCGAAUUACUUCAUCCCUUGUGGGUAUGGAUGGAGAGAGUCGGGUAAGAAGUGCAUUCGACAUCAUAACGGGGCGACCAACUACUGCCACCUUGACGAAUAG
Messenger RNA from Gregarina niphandrodes, 849 nucleotides. RefSeq lists its product as hypothetical. The transcript is spliced from 2 exons. The record is from RefSeq and is a predicted model, not a curated record. The coding region runs from base 1 to 849 and encodes 282 amino acids. NCBI's taxonomy places the organism in Eukaryota, Apicomplexa, Conoidasida, Eugregarinorida, Gregarinidae.